AUGGCUGAAUUGCAGGUGGCUCCUUACAUGUGGAUCCUAGUCCUCUUCUUUCUCAGCCUGCUUCAACCCACCGAAGCGGUCCGAAAUGCCUUGGAUGGACCCACCCUGGAGGGGCAGCCGGUGCAGCCAACGGUGCAGCCAACGCAGCCGCCAAACCAAACAGAGGAAUGGCGCCCGAGCACAGUGACUGAAGUGGGCAAGUGUUCCAUCAAGCUGGGCGACCACUUCGAUGCCGCAUCCAGCAUACUCUUGCCCUUAGACCUGGCCUGGCUUUCGGGCUCUGCGUUGAUCGCCUUGGCCCUGAUCCUCUGGACACCUGAUGGCCUCUCCACCAGAGCAGUGGGUGCCCACAGUGGAGAGGCGCCGAUGGACGAGGAAGGCGCAGAUGAAGGCGAAGGUGGAGAGGAUUCAAGGUCACCGGACUCCAAAGAUGCACCUGAAAGCACCUCAGGUGCGGAAACAGUUCAACGCCCGAAGCUCGAAGCCAUCGGUUGGCAUCGGGUGGCCUUUGACUCGAUCACCAGCCAUGCUGCGGGAAUCGUCGGCUUCAUUGGCUUUCAAAAGAUUGUCGUGUCGAGGAUUGUGGCGCUGAGCGAUGCAUGUGAUUUGUGGUCCAUAGAGAACAUUUUGCUCUACACCACUCUGGCGCUGUCCGUGGUUGCAGUUUUUGCCAGCUUCGUGUUCCUGGGCGUGGACUAUGCGCGGCGCUUGGCGAUCUAUGCGGCCCAGCGGAAGGGCUAUCAGCUCACGAUGGAGCCAAAGGACUUGAAAGACACAGGCCUUGGCAUUGCCAUCCUCCUCCUUGGUUUGCUGAUGCUGCUCCUCUAUGGAUGUGUGAUCGUCAAAGAAGCGGAAAACUCGGAUGCGAAGCAGCAGGAGAUAGUCAUCGACAAGCUUUGGGUGGCCGUGGAUAUUGCCGCGGGAGGCAUCGCAUUGGCCCUGUUCUAUUUCAACCUCCGUGGCCUGCACCGUUCGCCCAAGAUGCAGUUUGAUGCAGCAUGCCAUGGAGAACACAAGUUGACUCUGGAGGAGUUCUUGGAAGAGGAAUCCGGAAGAGGCAUGGAAACCAAUGUGUUUGGUGAUGGUGGUUCCUUGGCGAACUUCCUUCAAUGGCUUGCAGGAGAAGAUUUGGUCUUGCUGGCCUUCAAGGGCACUCGCCACGCCAUUUUUCCACAACAACGUCGUGGCCCUUUAGUGCACGUGGUUUGUGGUGUCCUGGCGAUUGGCGCCUUUCCACUCCUGGUGCAGCUGGGCGCCGAGCGCUUCUUCGGCUAUCCCGACCUGGUGGAGUUGAAAAGCACCACUGGCACCAUCGCAGAGAUCGAACUCGAUGGAGAGAUGAAGGGAGACAGUUGGUCACUUCGGACUUUGCAGACUUUGGUGAACCCCAAGCCACGGCCCAAGAAGUUUGUCUUCCUCGACGAUGAAAUGACCGCAAAACUCCAGGUGAGGACGACUUUCCGAAAGACCUCGAUGAUCCAGCUUUGCUGCGGCGGCAUUCCCUGCAGCAGAGGGAAAUUGAAACAUCGCUUGAUCAAGUUUUUCGACCAGCCGGUGGAUCUGGAUGUCCCGCCUGACGUGCCUAUUCGUUGCACCCUCACCUUGCAAGGCUUCAGUACCCGUGCAGUGACCGAGAUACCCGUGGAGCUCAAGCCAAAGCGAGAGCAUCACUUGUGUGACUGCAUGCGGGAGGGCUGCCAGUGCUGCGAUGGAUACAGCGGAUCAUUAAGCUUUCAAUUCGUGAGGUCGCGGAAUAUGCAGAUUUCGUCAAAGCACUACCGGAGCUUGAGCAAACUUUGUUCUGUCGUGCCCUGCGCCGUCCCAAACUCCAAUCGGAAGAAUGGGACCGAAUGUGCAUGUGAACCUGGCUAUACAGGCAACAUCACUUGGAAUGGUUCAGUUCCAGAAGGGGCUUGUGACCCCGCUCCUUGCGGUGUCAAGAAUGCCACCUUGCAAGCUGACAAAUGCAUUUGUGAUGAUGGUUUUGACGGCAAGGUCGAGUGGGGAGGUGGCAAGUGGAUUGGAGUAUGCCAAGCAGUGACUGAGUGUAACAUUUUCAACUCCAAUGGACGCCCAGGGAAGGAGUGUAAGUGCAGGGAUGGCUUCCGUGGCAGUGUUGACUGGCAUGGUCCCCAUGCAAGCGGUAAUUGCACAGAAGCCGCUUGCAACAUUCCCAAUGCUAAGGGCACUGGACCCCAAUGCGAAUGUGAGAACGGCUUUGCCGGAAAGAUCGUAUGGAAGGGUGAUAGUGCUGAUGGAAUGUGCACGCCUGCACCUUGUCAAGUUCCCAACUCCAACAUGAAGCCGGGUUCGCAGUGCAAGUGCUUAGAGUGGUACACGGGCAAGAUCCAUUGGCAAGGAGCAGUUGCUGACGGAAGAUGCAGCCCAAGGAAAUGUGUGGGCAAGCACCUGAACGGUAAGGAUGGACCAGAUUGCGCUUGUGCAGAUGGGUACAGUGGAACUGUACGACCAGCCAAGAUCAGAAACAGAGCCUUCUACACUGAAGCCGUCGAAGCUAUGUGUGAAGCUGCGCCUUGCCACAUCCAGCACUCCAACGGAGAACCAGGUCCUGCUUGCCGAUGUGCUGAAGGUUUUAAUGGAAGCAUCGUGUGGAAUGGGUCCACACCAAGCGGCAGGUGUGAAGCUUUGCCUUGCAACAUCGAGAACUCCAACAUGAUACCAGGUCCUAAGUGCCACUGCCUCUAUGGUUUUGAAGGCACAAUUACUUGGAAGGGAUCCAAGGCAAUUGGACCAUGCAAGCCUUGGCCUUGUGAAGGAGAUGGUGUCAAUGGUGAGCCUGGCCCCAACUGCAGCUGCAGAGCUGGUUUCAAUGGAACAACGCGAGCAACAACAAAGGAGGAAUUGCGAGAGGUGGCUGAUGACACUUCGUGGUACGGUGGUGGCACUACAUGGAAGAAAGUGGCACGUGAUGUGUUUCAAGGAGAGUGUCACCCCAUACCAUGCGACAUCCAAAAUUCCAACAAAGAAGCUGGCCCGAACUGUAGCUGCCGACAUGGCUUCAGUGGAAGCAUUGUCUGGAAUGGAUCGGCUCCAACCGGCAGUUGCGAAAUUGCUGCUUGCAACAUAUCAAAUUCCAAUAUGAAACCAGGGCCGGAGUGUAAAUGCAAGGAUGGCUUUACUGGCACGAUCCAUUGGCAUGGUGCAGAAGCAUAUGGAAGUUGCACCGCGAUCCCCUGUUUGGGCAGCAAUGUCAACCAUCAGGAUGGGCCAGACUGCGGGUGCGCAGACGGUUUCAAUGGCACCGUGCUAAUAGAGGAAGUGCUCCGUGAGGAUGGCGAGGUCCUUAACUCAUUUGGAUUCUACAAAAAAGCAUGGAGAAUGGAUUAUGAAUACCAUGGAGUUUGUAGACCCGCACUGUGCAAUAUCGAACAUUCCAACCAAGUGGCGGGCCUAGGUUGCCAUUGCCAGGAUGGAUAUAAUGGUAAGAUCACUUGGAAGGGCAACACUUCCCAAGGGUUGUGCAAACCUGCUCCUUGCAACGUUGGCAAUUCCAACCGGAAGGCUGGCCCAGUUUGUGACUGCUUGGAAGGAUAUAGCGGCACCAUUUCCUGGACUGGUUCACAGCAUUCAGGAGCAUGCAGAGAGAUGCCAUGUGUUGGCGAACAUGUGAAUGGAGUCAGUGGGCCUGGCUGCAGGUGCAAAGAUGGCUAUGCAGGAACGGUCAAUGCAGAAGUCAAUCGAAACGACACUUCCCUGAUCUCAGUCUUGCAUGGAAACUGUACGCGCGCGCCUUGCAAUGUGAGCAACUCCAACCAUCUUCCAGGCACAUUGUGCCAAUGCCUCCCGGGCUACAUUGGUUCCAUCACGUGGAAUGGAUCGGUGGCAGGGGGCAGGUGCAUGCCUGCGCCAUGUAGAAUUCCACAUUCCAACCAGAAGAAAGGUCUCGCAUGCCGCUGCUUGGAUGGCUACAGUGGAGCUAUCUCCUGGCAGGCUUGGACACCAUCAGGGACUUGUGUAGCGGCACCAUGCCGAAUUCAACAUUCAGACUAUGCGGCAGGUCCUGAUUGCAGAUGCUUGCCUGGAUUUUCUGGCCAGAUCACAUGGACAGAAGAUAGCCCACAAGGAGAAUGCCUUCCCCUGCCAGUAUGUUCCAGAGAUGUGGUGCAUACGGCUUGGUUGAGGACCCAGCUGCAGGAUUCGCAAGGACAUACUUGUGAAGCUGGACAGCAGCUAGUGUUCCACGGGCACGAGUGUGCAGAUGGAGAUGGAAAGAUCCAGUGGAUGGUGGUAGAGUCUCAGCCAGUCGGAAGGUGCAAAUGGGACCUGUCAGAGGAAGAAGGAUCAACCUGUGGGCGCUUUUUCUUCCAUUCAUCCAAAGAAAACGUGAUGCAGCUCUUCUCAAAAGUUGUCCCGCCACCACCUAUGGAGUGCUCUCGGCAAGCAGCCCGACCUAGAUGUGACUCACAAAUCUUCUAUACCACGACCACCCGCAAGGCAUUGGAUUACAGUUGCAGUGAAGAUGUGGGCCACAUAUUGCCGGCGUCUCCUCAGCUUGUUGAGUUUCAAGGUGAGUUGUGCGGUUAUGACCUCAUCCAAUGGAAAUCCAUGAAGACGCUCUUGAAUCCAGAGAGUUCAACUAUUCCGCGAUAUGCGGGCAGUUGUGCGAUCAAGCCCCGUCAUCGUGGCUCAUCUUGUGGUGAGAUUCCUCAUGGUGAGCAUCUACCACAUGGGUGCUUACAUUUGUGGGAACCUGCAGUUUUCGAGUUGAGCCCAACUUGGAGGCCGCUGCACAAAGGUUCGAGCUACUCCCUAAAGUCCUUUGACCGCUACUCACUGAAGUUUUUCGACAACGGCAUGGCCUAUGCAUGUGGCAAUGCAAAACACAGUUGGUCAAUUAAUUGCCACUGGAUGACUGGCCCGCUUACAGAUGAAUGGCACCUCCAUUUUCAGAUGCCAGCAGCGUAUGAACAUGGGAUGGAGUUUGCCUUUCAGCGCGCAGAUGACGACGAACGCUCCGGUGAGAUGGGAGCUAGAUUCCAAGGACUAGGGAGAACCACAAAUCUCAAGCUCAUAUCGCAUGAUCCCUUACCCUCUUGGUGGGAUGCGGCCCACAAUGGGGCCAGGUCUCAUGACGGCAAUGUCGAGGCAUUGCUGUGGCAAUGCAAACUUUUCCAUUAUCAGAAUGGCAUUUGCUACCAAGCCACUGUUGGCGUGGGGGUGUGGGUGUUGGAAACCUCGGAGAGCACCUGCCGUGACUUGUUGGACGAUGUCAGUCAGGUUGUCGGAGGCAAGAGCUACUACACAUAUUCGCGAUCUGCACGUGGAAGUCAAAUCUAUGUGAACACAGAGGAGUGCCUGCCACUUGCAACCCGCUAUGAGCUGCAGGUGGAAGUUGUAUCCCUUUAUAGUGAUGUAGGGCCGGUUGUCAUGGAGGUUGCGAGUGCGGACACCCGCUGCCGCAAAACCCUUCGUUUUGUGGCGAGAGCUGAAGAUCUGAGCAGGUGCAAGCAUGCUCAGGAAGAAGACGAGAAUUUCCGUCGAAUCAAGAGCAUGUUCGACGUCACCGCAGACGAUGAUGAGGAGGAAGAUGUGAAGCAAAGCGAGGUCCAGUUCUCACCCUUCGAUUUUGGAGGAGUUUUGCAAGACCGCAGCUUGACCAAGGUCCUCGUCCUGCUGCUCAGAGCAACAUUUGCGAUCCGAGCAGCUGACGAGACGCGCGACUUACACCCACGUUACCAUGUGCCCAAUGUGACCGCUGAUGUGGCAAGCGGUGUUGGCGAGGAGGAGUCGCAGCGCAUUGCAAAUGGAUGGUGGCACCAGCUACUGGUUCAUCCGUUGAGGCCAAUUUGUGUGGCUUGGCUGUGCAUCUCCGUCGUGGUCGCCUUCAUUUUGCUACUUUGGAGGCCUUCCGCCCUCACAGCCGAGCCAGAAGCCAUUGGCAGUCCGCACCCGGAGACUGCGGACGCCCCGGAGGUCACGCAGAACGCAGGUGACUCGAAGACCUCCAAGCCAGAAGCGAUCAGUUGGCCUCGUGUGGCCUUUGACUCCAUCACCAGCUCGUUGGCCGGACGUAUGGUGGGCUUCGUGGGCUUUCAGAAGAUUGUUGUCGCUCGAGUUGUUGCUUUGAGUGACGCUUGGUACACUCAGCCUGAGGAUACUUGCGACUUGUUGAGUUUGGAGAACAUUUUGCUGUACAUCACCGUCGCGCUCUCUGUGACUGCUGUUGUCGCCAUCAUCAUGUUCUUGGCAGUGGACUACUUGCGGCGUUUGGCGAUCCACGCAGCUCAGCGGAAGGGCUACCGGCUCACCAUGGAGCCCAAGGAGCUGAGACAGACAGGCUUGGUAUCCGGACAGGAGGAUGAAGCUUGUGGGAAGCUGGAGGGUGAGGAACUGCAAUCAACAUCGGGCUUUCAUGCUCUAAUGGAUAGCAAGAACAGAAUGAACUUGCAUGUGUAUGAGCUGUUGGUCAAAUUCUCGCAGCUGCAGGAUGCAGGAGAAGACCUACCCUUGCUGGCCUUCAAGGGAACUCGUCGUGCAUUCUUCCCAGAGCAACCCUGGGCACCGCUGACGCAUGCGAUUUGCGGAUUGUUGGUCUUUGGGGUCUUCCCAUUGAUCUUAGAGCUUUGUGUCGAGCGGUUCUUUGCCUUCCCCGACCUGGUGGAACUGACGCUUGGAGGUUUACGUGCGGAAGAGAUUGAUUCCCGGGUGACUUUGUGGCCCUUUGUUGGGUUGCGCUUGCGCGCAUGUCUCGAGCUCCGCACGCUCUUGAACCCCAAGCCCUGGCCCAAGAAGUAUGUUUUCCUCGGUGCAGAUGUCCCAGCGAAGCUCCAGGUGGGCUUUGAGACCGGAUUGGCGAUGAUUGGCGCUUGGGAAGGGGGUGUGCUUCAUUUUGGCCCGGAAGGGUGCAGUUACAAUAUUGAGUGUGGCUGGGACGACUUGGGCGGCGUAGCUCUUGCUCGAAAGAUUUUGCUUUUCGAUCAGCCAGUGGAUGUGGAUGUCCCACACCAUCUUGCCAGCAAUUGUACGCUCAGCUUGUUGGGCUUCAGCAGUCAGGCGGUGACCAAUGCUUGCAUUUGGGAACCUUGUGCCAUCGAAAACUCCACGUUUCGUGAUGGCAACUGCACUUGCAUGGAUGGCUUUGUAGGGCAGAUCACCUGGGAAAGCAGCAAGUGGAGUGGAUGGUGCCGCGUAGGCGGCAUCACAUGGAACGAGUCCACGCCCGUUGGCACCUGCGAGCCUGCAUCAUGCGAAGGAGACAAGCUGAAUGGACUGCCUGGUUGCGCUUGCGCAGAUGGUUACACCGGUCAUGUACGACCAAUCGCGAGGAAAGCGCAUGGCCGCUGGCCGACUUUGGCGUUGGAUGGCGAGUGUGAACCAGCACCAUGCAACAUGAAGAACUCCAACAACAUCUCGGGCCCUGAGUGCGGAUGUGCUGAUGGUUUCAUAUUCAAUGGAAGUGGCCCAGUGUGGAACGGAUCUGUGCUGCAGGGCAGUUGCGAAGCUGCUCCGUGCAACAUCGCCAACUCCAAUAGGAAGCCAGGAGCUCAGUGCGCGUGCGCCUUCGCUUUUGAAGGCGACAUCACCUGGCGUCUCCACCAUGCUUCAGGAGAAUGCAGGCCACUCCGUUGUGUGGGCAACAAUGUGAAUGGUGUCGAUGGUCCAGGAUGCGGCUGCAAGGAUGGUUGUGUCGGAACAGUUCAUGUGAAGAGACAAGUGAAUCAGACGUGGGACGAUUGGGACGAGAAACUGUUGAGCGAAGUGUUUUAUGAUGCCUUGGAAGGAAGAUGUGAGCCUGCACCUUGCGACAUUGAAAACUCCAAUCAUGAGUUUGGCCAAGCUUGCCGAUGCCGAGCAGGCUAUUACGGCGCAAUCACUUGGAAUGGAUCUAUGCCCGAUGGCCGAUGCAAACCAGCACCGUGCUACAUCCCAAAUUCCAACCAGGAGAGCGGCUUGAGCUGCAGGUGCAAAUGGAUGUUCUCAAGGCCAGAUGAAGAAGAGUAUGAUCAGUACCGCGGGCAAGAAGAUGGUGCUUGGUAUGAAGAUGAUUAUUUUUAUGACGACCAUGACUCUUAUGCAUAUGACGAUGUGACACAGCUCUACUCUGAGGUGGUCCCGGCACUUCCCAUGGAAUGCUCCGAUCAGGCACCAGUGGCAAGAUGCAAUGCAAAGUUCCACUACAUCAUCACCAGCAAGAGGGCGUUUCAGUACACUUGUGCUGACGGAGUUGAGACCCUGCAGAGCACUCCGGAAGCUGUUCAGUUUCGUGCUCACCAGUGUGGGUAUGACCUAAUCCAGUGGGAAGCUGCAGUCAUUUUGAAGGAGCCAGGACCACAUCCAUCAUUGCAAAUCCCAACCUGUGGGAUCAAAGGCCAAGACGGACGAGCAUCGCUUCAGUGUGGCGAGGUUCCAGAUGGUGAGCUGUUACCAGGUGGGUGUUUACACAUGCGGGAACCUGCUGUUUUCAAGUUUGAAGUCCACAAGGAUGUUGAUGUGGAGGGCAAACUUGUACUAGAUCAAUGGGAAACAUGGUCGCAGCUGUACGUUGUGAAGUUCUUUGACAACGGCUGGUCUGCUAUUCACAGCCCGAAGCUCAGUCACGAUGAGACAGUAUCAUCCAACUGGAGCACCUCGUUUUGGUGGACUGACGGAAAGUACUUCUCUAUGAAUUUGCCUGGUUGGACAGGCUCAUUGGAAGAGGGCCGAGCUGCUCGGGCCAAUGACAUCAACAUCGACGAGCUGGCUGGCUGCAAGCUGACGCACUAUCAGAAUGGCACUUGCUACCAGGUUGUUGUCAGCAGCACCGUGCAUAUCUUCCAGUCGGAGGAGGGUGCAUGUCCAAGAGCAUGGGGACGGAUGGAGGAUGCCAUGGAGGAUGCUGAGGAUGAAUUCUACAAAUUUGCCUACUCUUCCUUUGGAACUCAGACAUAUGAAAAUCCCACCACACACUUCGGCGAAGUUGCCUGCUCGCCCUUUGCUAUGCGCCGGCAGCUCCAGCUUGAAAUUCAAGAAGUGCACAACGGUACACUCUCAGGGGCGGUGGUGGUUGCCGACAUGGAGACACCCUGCCGUAAAGUCCUUCGCUUCGUCAUGGACGCCAGUCGUUUCCUCCUUUGUCAGCACAUUAUGGACGAGGAAUGGGAGGCAUUGUCUCAUGUCCUUGUGUGGGUGGAAGCUCGCUUGGUGGCUGAGGGCUCCGUGGCCCGCGGAAUGCAGCAGAGGGAGAGAGAGAGAGGCGUGAAGUUCAUUGUUGUCCUUUCGCCCGACUGCUUCAACCUUGCUGGGGCAGUCCGCGCUAUCGAUGACGCCACCGACUUGGACGUGCAAGAUGCAGUUUGGAUGCCAGGACAUCAAGUAGAGGAAGACUGUUUGAGCACGUGGGGCGACACCUUCUUGGGACUAAAGCGCAUCUUGUGGCCCUUGGACUGGGUAUGGCUAUGUUUGUCCGGAGUGCUGGCGGUCGGCAUUUUGCUGUGGAUGCCCUCGGCGCUUCGCGUGGAUGGCGUCGGCUCAGGCUUUCAAGAUGCCAACUUGAAGCCUUGUGCCUGGUACAGAGCGGUGGUCCAAUCACUCACGAGCCAUGCAGCUGGCAUAGUUGCCUUCUGCGGCUUUCAGUACUUGGUGGUCACCAAGAUCUUGAUGACGAGCGAUCCCUGCGAGCCCUUCUCGCUCCCGAACAUCUUGCUGUGCGUCACGUUGUUUCUCUCCACCAUUGCCGUCUUUGCCAGUGGCCUGUUCCUUUGUGUGGACUAUUUGCGUCGCUUGGCCAUUCUGACCGCUCAACAGAAGGGCUGCCGAUUGACGCUGGAAGCCAGGGUCAUGGAGAAGACAGGGCUCGGCCGCGCGAUCCUGGUGCUAACGGGCUUGAUGACGCUUCUCUACUUUCUCGAAAUCUCACGGGAGGCUUACUAUGAUGAAAAAGAUGAUGUCCUUUGGUAUUUGGGGGUUCUCCUUCAAUCUGCUGGAGGCUGUGGCACCGUGGCGUUGUCCUACACCAACCUACGCGCCUUGCACCGAUCACCUAAGGUGCCGUAUGACAGCGCUUGCCGUCGGGCACGGCAGGAUAAGACCCUUGAAGAGUUCUUGCAGGAGCAGUCGGGCCAGACGGCCUCAUGGUUGCCAGCUUGGGUGGUGAAGGGCUUGCAGAGCUUUGGUGGAGACGAUUUGGCCUUGGUGGCGGCGCAUGGAAGUCGUCAGGCAUUCUUUCCCCAAGAGCGCUUCCUGCCGCUGCUGCACGUCCUGGCCGCAUUGCUUUUGAUCGGGUGUUUUCCUUUGGGUGUUUACGUGGUCAUGGGGCAGCUCUUUGUGGCGCCAAGGCUCAAUGACUUGAAAGGCUUGACUGGAAGCUUGACCGAAGUGUCGUACUUUGACCAAAGUGAUGCAUCAGGAUGGCAGCUCUUAGGAAGUUCCAACAGCUCCGGUGGCAGUGUGGUACGACAGUUCGUGUUGCUCAUGGAUGCCAACACGGAGAAGAUCCAAGUGACGCCGCAGUACCAACGUGUCUCGAGCCUCAGGCUGUGCUGCGGCAGCUGCAGCACGCAAAAGUUGAACCACUCGCUGGUGAAAUUUCACGACAAGCCUGUGCAGUUCGAUGUGAAAAGGGGCACCUCAAAGACGUGCACUCUGAGUUUGUUGGGCCUCAGCAGUGGUGUGAUGACGAAUGUGUCCUUCUAUUUGGCGCCCAAGAAGGAUCUUCACCUCUGCGACUGCCAGGGAAGAGUGUGCAAAUGCUGCGAGGGGUAUCGAGGUGAAUGGGACUUCCGUGAGUGGAACGACACCACAUUUGCAAAAUUGGACGGCAAACUAUGUGUUGGCGCGCCAUGUGUGGGAGAGAAGCUGAAUGGACUACCUGGCCCUGAGUGCCAGUGCAAAGACAGCUACUUCGGCCAACCCAAGCUGAUCGGACAUGCCUAUACCGAUGCUGGUUGCAAUGCAGCCCCAUGCAACCUGGCCAACUCCAAUCAGUUGCCCGGUACAAGGUGCGCUUGUGCCAGUGGAUUUGUCGGCAAUAUCAGCUGGAACGGGGCAACUCCCAGUGGAUAUUGCAGCCCGGCAGAGUGCCGAGUCGUGAACUCCACCCAGGCACCAGGGCACCAAUGCCGAUGCUCGAAUGGCUUCAAUGGCAGCAUCACCUGGGAUGGCCCUGAAGCAACUGGAAACUGUACAGCGGCACGCUGUGAUGUGCCGCAUUCCAACAAAGAGCCCGGGCUGAGUUGCGAAUGCGGAGACAAGUAUGUCGCUUGA
Messenger RNA from Durusdinium trenchii, 11202 nucleotides. The record is from the annotation of a GenBank genome assembly. NCBI's taxonomy places the organism in Eukaryota, Dinophyceae, Suessiales, Symbiodiniaceae.